Messenger RNA from Punctularia strigosozonata HHB-11173 SS5, 835 nucleotides. Its product is annotated as NAD(P)-binding protein. The transcript has 6 exons. The record is from RefSeq and is a predicted model, not a curated record. Bases 1 to 756 code for a protein of 251 amino acids. Lineage: Eukaryota; Fungi; Basidiomycota; Agaricomycetes; Corticiales; Punctulariaceae. Gene Ontology annotation, molecular function: oxidoreductase activity.
AUGGAUAGCACCACUCCAACUGUGUGGCUCGUCUCCGGUGCGAAUCGAGGAAUUGGUUUGGGAAUCGUCACAGUGCUUGCGGCGAAACCGGACACCGUCGUCUUUGUCGGCGCGCGCAACCCGUCCGCUGCCAAGGAUCUGCACGCCCUGGCGGACAAAUAUCCCGGGAAGCUGCACGUCGUGAAGCUGGUCUCUGGAGAUCGGCAGGGUAACGACGCAGCGGUGGAGGAAAUCAAGCGGCUGGCGGGCAGGUUGGACGUAGUGGUUGCCAACGCUGGUGUCUUAUCGUCGGUCAAUAGGGUGUUGGACGAGUCUCCGGAAGCUGUCAGGGAGCACAUGGAGGUCAAUUUGAUCGGCACGCUGGUGCUGUUCCAGGCAACCUAUCCGCUGCUCCUUGCGAGCACCAAGUCACCUAAAUUUAUCCCCAUCACCUCGUUUGGCGGAAGCAUAGCUCUUUCCCCGCCGGUUCCUAUGAAGCUCUUCUCCUACUGCGCGAGCAAGGCCGCCCUGAACUGGAUGGCGCGCAAGUUGCACUCCGAGCACGAGAGAGACGGCCUCGUUGUGUUCCCGCUCAACCCCGGUGCGGUGGAUACCGAGAUGUCUGUCACGGCGCGCCAGGGCGAAACGCUAGCUCACGUUGAGUUCGUCCCAGCAGAAGUCGUCGCUGGCCAAAUCGUCAAUACGAUCGAAGAGGCCACGCGCGAGAGCGCCGGAGGCCAGUUCCUGGACUACGACGGAAAGCGUUUGGAGUGGUAGAUUAUGGAAGACGAGCUCAUGGCACGGUCCAGAAAUUAUUGGCUAGACAGAAUACUGCGAUUGUUGUUAUGGUAGUCCC